This is a messenger RNA of Aaosphaeria arxii CBS 175.79, 4203 nucleotides long. RefSeq lists its product as uncharacterized. Gene Ontology annotation, molecular function: identical protein binding; cytoskeletal protein binding; protein-macromolecule adaptor activity. Gene Ontology annotation, biological process: actin cortical patch assembly; regulation of actin filament polymerization. The transcript has 4 exons. The record is from RefSeq and is a predicted model, not a curated record. Bases 415 to 3933 code for a protein of 1172 amino acids. Gene Ontology annotation, cellular component: nucleus. Lineage: Eukaryota; Fungi; Ascomycota; Dothideomycetes; Pleosporales.
AUCACCAUCUCCUACUCCUACUCCUACUCCUACUCCUUCCACCACCUCUCAUCUCCAACCCUCCAACAAUUCCAUCAUUACCAUUCCUAUUCAAAUCCACCCUCAACUCAAGAUCCUUCUCCCUUCCUAAUCAAACCGUACGUGUAACGUCGGCUCACACCUACACACCCACCCUUCUCCGCCCCCCCAAUCCCCCUGCCCAUCCCCCUACCUAAACCCCCCCCGUCCUUUCUGAGAACGUGCCAUUGCUCUCUUAACCCAAGCAACCCCAAGCUCAUGCACAUCACCGCACGUCACCGUCACAGAUACCCUCUCUCGUAACACCCACCCACCACCAUCCAUCAUCUCAAUUAUCUUCUACAAACCCAAAUCUCUCCCGCGACCGAAAGGUGCGCCGCACCAUCCACAGCCGCCAUGGUCUUCCUCGGCAUACAUCGCGCCCUAUACGACUAUGUCCCCCAGAGCGAAAACGAGAUCGCCCUCGCAGAAGGCGACCUCCUGAUGGUUCUGGAGAAAUCCACGGAAGACGACUGGUGGAAAGCCAAGAAGAAGGGCGCCGAAGAUGAUGAUGAGGAGCCCGAAGGCCUGAUCCCAAAUAACUACGUAGAAGAGGCCCAACCGAUAGCGCGAGCAAAAGCUCUCUACGAUUACACACGACAGACGGAUGAAGAGCUCUCAUUCAAAGAGGAUGCCGUCCUCGAUGUUUACGAUGCUUCGGAUCCUGACUGGACACUCAUCGGAGUCGAUGGUGAUUAUGGAUUCGCGCCGGCGAACUACAUUGAGAUCAAGGAAGGAAGCAGGGUCGCACCAGCACCGGCUACAGUAACAUCUCCCACCCUACCUCCUCGUUCAGCAGCGGCUUCCGCGGGUGCAGCUCCCGAUUCAGAUGACGAACAGCAGCCUCCCACCCCCGACAGUCCCGCCCACCAAAGUCCGGCCGCUGCACUUGCUGGCAUCAUUCAGAAGAAGUCGGAGCAGACGUCCGCCCCACGAUCCGUCAUCUCACCCCCGCCUAAUGUCACUGCUGCUCCUCGUCGUCGCGUGAAGUUUACCGAGGAGGAAUCGGACGAGGAGCAGGUACCACCCCCUCGGUUGCCACAAAGACCGGCUUCGCAGCAAUUCUCGCCUCCUCCAACACAAUAUGCCACUCCUCGCUUCCCAGAUUCGCCUCCUGUUGCGUCGCCGCCGGCUCGGAGCGUGACAUUCGACCAGUAUGACCCGCGUGACGACCGAGACCAGCCAAACACUCCUCUUUCUGCCUCCGGAUAUCACCUUUACAACAUCUACGAAUAUAUUACUCAGCCAGGUAAGAACAAGAAGAUGCCCAUCACUCUGGGCAUCAACAUCCCGAAAGGAGUCAUUAUGCUCGCACCCGAGAAAUCAAGAGACGGACACCAACAGGAGUGGACUGCGGACAACCUUGAGCUCUACUCUCAAGAAGGAAAGCACGUGUUCUUAGAGCUGAAAAGGCCAAGCAAGAGCGUAGACCUCCACUGCGGGGCAAAGGAUACUGCUUCAGAGAUCAUAUCUUUUCUGGGUGAACUGUCUGGGGCAGCUAAGGCAUCGGGUCUGCGGGAAGUCCUCGCUGCCGGAUCGGGUCAUUCGAAUGUACAGAAGAAAGGGGCAAUGCUAUUCGAUUUCAUGGCCCAGGGCGAUGAUGAGGUUACAGUCGCGCAGGGAGACGAAGUACUCAUCAUUGACGACUCGGCCAGCGCGGACUGGUGGCAAGUGCGGAGACUGAAGAAUGGAAAGGAGGGCGUGGUUCCAUCUAAAUUCGUCGAGAUAACAGGUUCCGUUCCGAUAUCCGCCGCAUCUUCGGCUCGAUCUGGAGUGAAUGCCGGUCGCUCCACGACCGAUCAAAAUAGAUUAGAGGAGGAGGAGCUCGCCCGGCAGGCUUCGAAAGCAAAGCGACGGAGCGAGGGUGAUGCUCGGGCUGAUCAGGUAGGGCCUGGCCUGCACUUGCCUGCGCGUCAUUCUAGUCUUAUGCAGUCAAAUGUUGACCAUCGUCGUACUUCACAGAGAGGCAAACGCGAUAGCACUGCGAAAGAUCCCAAAUCUUCCAAACCCAACCCUGCUAAGCUACGCGUUUGGACAGAUCGAUCUAAAUCAUUCACUGUCAACGCCGAAUUCCUGACGAUCAAGGAUGGAAAGAUUCAUCUCCACAAAGAAAACGGCGUCCGAAUUGCUGUGCCCGUCCCUAAGAUGUCCGCUGAUGAUCUAGAAUACGUCGAAAGAGUGACGGGUAUCUCGUUGGAGGACGACAAGCCACUCUCGGACAUCAAACGAAGAAGCACGCAACGCGCGAACGAGCUGAAAGGCUCUUCAUCUGGACUUUCCGUCGAGAAGAAACCAAAAAACGACUUCUGGUUCAAUUUCUUCCUCGAGAGUGGGGUAAACCCUCAGAUAUGCGAGCGAUAUGCACAGGCGUUUGAUCGUGACGAGAUGGGGGAGGAAAACUUGCCCGAUAUAACUGACGGUCUUCUUCGUACCCUCGGCCUCAAGGAGGGCGAUAUUCUCCGUGUUAUGAAACAUUUGGACAAUAAAUUUGGUCGCGACAAGCGGGGUGACGGUGACGACGGUAGCAAAGGUCCUCUAUUCACUGGACCAGGUGGUAGCCUAAAGAACAACACGCGUAAAGGACGGCCAGCACCUCCUGUCCAGACAAACGACGUCGUCGAUGCGAAGGCUCUUGAACAGAAGACAGACGACAGCCCUAAAAGGCCCGCUGAAGCGUCGCCUACUCCCCUCGCAUCCGUUCCAACCCCUGCCUCAGAUAAGAAGGUUGAGGGUUUCGAUGAUAACGCCUGGGACGUCAAGCCUUCCCGACAGCCGUCGGCCUCCCUACCGACAACGACGAACUCUAACCCACAAACAUCGACACAGGCCCCAGCUCCUGUUCCCGCUCCCGCUCCCGCUCCUGCCCCUGCCCCUGCCCCUACGCCCUCAGUCCCGGCACUUACUGGCUCUUUGGGAGAGCUAUCUCUACUAAUGCCAGCUAUUAAGCCUGAGAUUCAAGCACAACCAGUACCCGCUGCCCAGGCACCUGUCACAACACAAGCUACGCAGCAAGCGCAGCUAGCUGGCGCUACACCGUCGUUGUUUGAUCAGGUAGCUGCUAUCAAAUCGGUUCCUCCCGAACAAAUUGCCCCUCCUCGAGUUCGGCCUCAGGCACCGCAACACCAGAGUCAGAACGGCCUCAUUGCACCUCCUCCACAGCGAGCAGCUUCAGCUCCUCAGAAUCAACAGAGCGCAUUUGCUCCGCCGCCUCCGUUGCAGCCACAGCUCACCGGGUAUGGUGGUGCCCCAGUCAUGCAUGCGCAACUCGCUCCUCCUGGCCAAAGCAUGCAGGAUCUAAACAACCAGCGUCUCCAGCAACAAAUGACCGGCUUUCCCCAACAACUACCCGGGGCUUAUCAGUUCCAAUCGAAUGGCAUUGCACCACAACCGACUGGUUUCAGCAACAUGCCAGCACAGCCAAUGCAAUCCCAGGUGACCGCAUUUACACCCUACCAGCAGCCUGCGCCGACGGGAUACCAACAAACCCUGCCCCAAGCAUUCCAACCUAUGCAGACAGGCUUCCAGCAGAAUGGAAGCCCCUUUACUGACCCAUCACGACCCCCUUUCCAGCCCAUGCAGGCUCAACCCACGGGUUUCAAUUCAUUCUCUCCAGCACCGGUAAAUGGUCAGACCGGGAUCAAUCGCUUCCUUCCUCCAGCAAUCCAGCCAACACCUACUGGUUUCGGACAAUCUCAGAGCCCCCCUCCCAUGCCUCCCAUGCCUCCCAUGCCACAGGCUCAACCGUUGGUGCCACAGAAAACGGGACCUGCUCCAAGUAUACGAUUUGGGGUGCAGCCGGCCAAUAAACUAGUACCUCAACCUACAGGAAGGGCAAACUUGGCCAAGGCUACGCCACAGAAUCCUUUUGGUUUCUAGGACACAGACAUGGCCCUUGCACUGGCAAUUCUUAAUGCUGCCACUGUGACAGACCUCUGUAUAUAAUUGGCAUCUACUAGAUCGCCCCAUGUAGUUUUGCAGUUUUUGCCAGCAAAUAUGCUGCAUAGCGCUUCGUUCUUCUUCUCCUUUCUGAAUCGCCUCCUUACCUAGAUAUGGUUGGCGGCGAGUGUCCGUUUUCUCUCAUGCGAAUGAAGCGAGCAUGGUAGAAGUAGAAAAAAAAAGAAUGGCGAGGAGAGGCACUCAUCUUGC